UAAUGUGUGGAUAAAAGAGUUGGUCGCGAAACGAAACUCGUUUGUUAGAUCGUCGCAUUGUCUUUGACUCACUUGGCUCGUGUGACCGCAUUGUUGUGCUUAUGUAGCGAAUAUACCUAAUAACAUAGCAUGUUUUAGUGAUGUCAAGCGAAUAUCGCAGUACGGUCGCGAGCAAUUGCAGUUUGUUUUGAUACUUCGUUUCUUCGAUAAAAAGCCGAACAAAAAUUUUCGCACCAUGCACAAACACAAUAAUGCAGAUUCGAAGAGCAGGUCAGAACCACAGGUUGAUUUGGAGAAUCAAUUCGUGAUGCGCUUGCCUCCGGAGCCUGCUAAAGUUCUCAGAGAAACUUUACAGAGUGGUUUACCUCUGAAAGACAGACUGAGCGUCAAACUUGAAAACGAUCUGCGAUAUGGAGAAGUUAGGUUUGAUCAUUGGCUACUUCAUGGAAGAGUUGUAGAUUUACCUACGAUCAUUGAAUCCAUGAAAACAAUUGACAACAAGAGUUUCUACAAGACUGCAGAUAUUUGUCAGUUACUAAUUUGCAAAGAGGAAGAUGAUCAAACAACCACAGAUGAAGAGUCACAAGUUAAGCAAAAGAAAAAAGAUCCAACCAAAGUUGAUAAAAAGUUUCUCUGUCCACAUGGUAUAACUCCACCAUUAAAAAAUGUAAGGAAAAAAAGAUUUAGGAAAACGCUGAGAAAGAAAUAUGUGGAAGCACCUGAAAUAGAGAAGGAAGUCAGGCGUUUAUUGAGGAAUGACAACGAGGCUGCAAAUGUCAGAUGGGAAGUAAUAUGCGAAGAUGAAGACCAAACUAAACCAAACAUAGUUUCAUCAAGUGGAACUGUCCAAACUAAGAGAGAGAAUGAUACAUCACAGAGCGUUGACGUUGCGGAGCACGAUAUCUUUGGAGAGGCAGUCAGUGAUAGCGAAGACGAUGACGAAGAUGCUCACAUCAAUGUCAUGGAAUUAGAUGAAAACAGUCAUUUAUCUGUCGACAGCAGAGUUUCUGAUUCAAAUUCAAUGCAGGUUGGCUAUUCUGAGCAAUCCGUAAUUGUGCCGUCAACGAGCAGUGACCCAUUAGUAACGGAAUUCAGCAAAGAAAUGUUCGAGUCGGAAGAAACGGUAGAAGAAGUGAUAGAUACCGAAGAUGUCAAAAUACCAAAGCAGGAGAUGCUGGACGCGUACGAGAUGUCUCAAAGCUACUCCGAGUCUCAAAAUAUCAUGACGAACAAAGAAUUCAUCCAAGUUCGCCGCGAGCAAUUGCAGAGCGAACUGGCCAAACUGCAAGAGCAAAGGCGACAGCAAGAAGACGCCAUCGUGAACAUCGAAAACAUGAAACUGCGGGAACGCUUCCAAGAAAUAAUCGACAACUUCCUGGCGCAAGAAGCGCAAAAAAUGCGAGAGCUGUCCGAGCUCGACUUGGAGGAUACGGCGUAGCGCGUGGAUGGAUAUAAUGAAAUAAAAUCAGAGGUACAAACGUCGGAAAAUUGAAAUUGAUGAUAGACCAACAGAGAGAGAGAGAGAGAGAGAAGCGAGAAAGAGCGAGUAAAUACGCAAGAGGCAAUGAUAAGUGAAAACUCUCGCAAGAGGGCUAAUCAUCCCAUCUAUUAGGCAAUACAGCAAGCUCCACGCAUGAAGGCUCGCAUCAGUUACGAGGAAAAACGCAGGCACGAUGCAUCAGCCUCGGCUGAGCAGCGGAAGCAACGCUCUAUUUUUCGUAUAUCUCCUACAUAUCUGCGGCAUGGGAGCGAGCUCCGCGAGGGAUCCAUCCAGCAGCGGCGAUGCAUGCGCCGAUUCAAUGACUGCAUGCAGCGCGCAGGGGGAACUGCACUUACGCGAUGUGCCCUCCCCCUCUAUCAAUCUCCCCUUCGCGGAUAUAUUGCAAUCGCUAUUUGCGCUACGGACAAAUUGCCAAGGACGAAUAUCGCCGUGCUCCAGCUCUCGCAGUGAAAAAGAGAGAAAAUUAAUGCCGCUGCCGCUCUGCGCUGCUUAUGCAAUGGCGGCACUGCCAUGCCGAGACUGCUAUGUGCUCUCGGCUUGAUAAUGUGUAAUGGUCUUUCGGUGUAAGCCGAAUUUCGAGCAAUAAUAACUACUAUUUUUCAUCGAACACGCA
This is a messenger RNA of Nasonia vitripennis (jewel wasp), 2114 nucleotides long. It is a transcript of the gene Taf7, whose product is annotated as transcription initiation factor TFIID subunit 7. Gene Ontology annotation, biological process: transcription initiation at RNA polymerase II promoter; RNA polymerase II preinitiation complex assembly. Gene Ontology annotation, cellular component: transcription factor TFIID complex. The transcript has 7 exons. Lineage: Eukaryota; Metazoa; Arthropoda; Insecta; Hymenoptera; Pteromalidae. The record is from RefSeq and is a predicted model, not a curated record. Bases 236 to 1438 code for a protein of 400 amino acids. Gene Ontology annotation, molecular function: RNA polymerase II general transcription initiation factor activity.